This is a messenger RNA of Clarias gariepinus (North African catfish), 914 nucleotides long. RefSeq names its product glutathione peroxidase 1a (gene gpx1a). Gene Ontology annotation, molecular function: glutathione peroxidase activity. Gene Ontology annotation, cellular component: mitochondrion; cytosol. Lineage: Eukaryota; Metazoa; Chordata; Actinopteri; Siluriformes; Clariidae. Gene Ontology annotation, biological process: response to selenium ion; glutathione metabolic process; response to hydrogen peroxide. The record is from RefSeq and is a predicted model, not a curated record. The transcript is spliced from 2 exons.
AACCUCUCAGUGCACGCAUAUCUUUAUUCCUGUCAACAUGGCUAAGAACUACUAUGAUCUUUCAGCUAAGCUGCUGUCAGGUGAGACUCUCAGUUUCUCCUCGCUGAAGGGGAAAGUGGUGCUGAUCGAGAAUGUGGCGUCUCUCUGAGGCACGACGGUCAGGGACUACACUCAGAUGAACGAGCUUCACUCCAAAUACUCGGAGAUGGGGCUUGUCGUGCUGGGAGCUCCCUGCAACCAGUUCGGCCAUCAGGAAAACGGCAAGAAUGAAGAAAUCCUGAACAGCCUGAGGUAUGUGCGUCCUGGAAAGGGCUUCGAGCCUCGAUUCCAGCUGCUGGAAAAGAUUGAUGUGAACGGCAAGGACGCGCACCCCCUGUUCGUUUUUCUCAAAGAGAAGCUUCCCUUCCCUAGUGACAAUCCUAGCGCCCUCAUGACCGACCCCAAGUUCAUCAUCUGGAGUCCUGUGUGCAGGAACGACAUCUCGUGGAACUUCGAGAAGUUCCUCGUCGGCCCCGAUGGGACACCGUUCAAGCGCUACAGCAGGUUCUUCCUGACCAGUGACAUCGAGGCUGACAUUAAAGAGCUCCUCAAGAAAGUGAAGUAAACCGUCCUGGCAUCAGAGGCGGGUGUGAGCAGAUAGAGAGGUGGCACGGCCACGCCCGUCUUAUCAGACUGCUGCCUGCGGAGAAAGAUGGCGGUGUGAAUUCAGCUGGCUGUGCUGACCCGAUUAGAGUGCGACUGUUUUGUAGGACGUUUACUGUAUGAAGGCACCGCUUGAAAUCUGUACUGAGGGUGGUGACGGAUGUGAACGUAAACGCUUAUUAUUAACAGACGUAAUUUAGCCGUGUACAGCAGAGCUCAGCUUCUCCAUACAGCUGUCUGAAACCAAAUAAAGCUUAUGAAAAUGAAAGAAA